This is a messenger RNA of Adineta ricciae, 228 nucleotides long. NCBI's taxonomy places the organism in Eukaryota, Metazoa, Rotifera, Eurotatoria, Adinetida, Adinetidae. The record is from the annotation of a GenBank genome assembly.
AUGUACGGCACAGGCAUGAAUCCCCCACACAACUAUUAUCGAACUCAAACCUAUUCGUUUCUUCGCGAUCGACGCAACUUCCUAACAGCAUAUCAACAACCAACAUUGAUGACCGCUGGCGUCGGUAACCUGCUUGCCUAUGGUUUAUAUGCACUUCGAAUGCCUCAAUCAGUGGUGAACUUUGGCUAUAAACUUGGCUAUAUGAUGGAUACGCAUGCAAUCUAUUAA